AUGGAAAUACUUUCAUCUAAACAACAGCACGCACUCAUAUACACGGACGCCUCUAUUGUGGAAAAUCGUGUCGGAAUGGCUAUCAUCCACGGGGACACACAUAUCCAAUGGAAACUAUCUAACAAGUGCUCUAUUUACACCGCUGAAGCACUAGCCAUCCUCAAAGCCAUUGAGUUUGCAACAAACAAAGUCGAAGCCAACCAGAUCAUUAUCCUCAGCGACUCCCUUUCUUCCCUCAUGAGUAUCCAGAACCACUGGAAACCUACUGACCUAGCUAGAAAAAUUCUUAAUGCACAUACCACCGCCUCCUUCGCCGGUAAACAAAUAUCUUACAUGUGGAUUCCCGGCCACUGCAACAUUGAAGGAAAUGAACUAGCUGACAAGGCUGCCAAACAAGCCCACCUUGCCAAUAACCCUCUCACGUCCCCGAUAGAGCCACCGUAG
Acyrthosiphon pisum (pea aphid) is the source of this 444-nucleotide messenger RNA. RefSeq names its product ribonuclease H1-like. The record is from RefSeq and is a predicted model, not a curated record. The coding region runs from base 1 to 444 and encodes 147 amino acids. The transcript is spliced from 2 exons. Gene Ontology annotation, molecular function: RNA-DNA hybrid ribonuclease activity; nucleic acid binding. NCBI's taxonomy places the organism in Eukaryota, Metazoa, Arthropoda, Insecta, Hemiptera, Aphididae. Gene Ontology annotation, biological process: DNA replication, removal of RNA primer.